CCUUAUUUUCAGGGUAGUCCUGUUUAGUCCUAUCGGGAAUAUUUUACAGUUCGGUCAGAUUUUGUUGACAUAUCCUUACAGACAUAUCUAGAGCUUAGUGACAGGAACUCUAAUAUUAAAAUUUUAUGGUUUUUAGUUUCGCUUUAAAUUGGUGAGGAUGGGGAAAGGCGACAAGCGAGGAAGUCAGCGUUCCGAUAGUGGCUCGACAAACUUGGUGGGUAAAUUCACGCAAAGUGUGCGAAGGAUCGUCCAGGACGUCAAGGACGAGGGAACUGCGAGUGGUCAAACGAAGGAAGAGGUCAUAGAAACUAAUGAAAGACUCCGUGCUGUAAGAAUACGUCUGGAUGAGUCUUAUGACACGGCGAAAAAAGCACUUGUUACUCUCAUGGGAAAAUAUAACGACAGCAAGAGUGUUCACAAUAUCUUCCAGAGAUAUAACUUGUUGAAGGCGAUGAUUAAGGAAGUGAUACGGUUAGAAACCCAAUAUUGGACAUUAGUCGAUAUUCCGAAGCAAGAAAAACAGGAAACAGUACCCGCCUUUGUUCUCAGGGCUUGCGCCAUUAUGGAAAAAACACAGAAAUCCGGCGAAGGUGUAAAAACUUCGGCAAAGCUCGCCGAAGAAGCGCAGGAUAAAAGGGAGAGAAUAGAACGUCUUGAGAAUAUGACGACUUCGCAAAUAGAAGCUGAAAACACACAAAUGACUAACGAUCUCUAUAGGCUAUUGAAGAAAUAUUCCGGUCUCCGGAACCUCAUUCGGCAGUUAAAAAUCGAGUACACAAACGCGAAAAUCUACCCGAUGGUCCUCCGUUACACGAUGCUGAAGGACAUGAUCAAAGACAUCAUGCUCCACCCCGACUACAUGGAGGUGUGCCACGAGGUGGACGCAUAGCCCAAGUCGUUCUCAUAGAUAGGAUAUCGUCGUCGGAGCCUCAGAUCGUAACAGUCUCACUCCAUCAACCAGGAAAUUGAGAAAUUGUCACUUUGGUGGGAAACGCUAUUUCGUGAUUGCAAUCGACUCCCAUUUGGAGAUGUGUCGGCAAAAUUAUGUCUAAAAGUCGCUUAUUUGUGGAUUACGUGUUAAGUGAGAUGUGAUGAUUCGAGAAUUGGGAAAAAACCGAUUGACUCUAGGCCCCAAAUUCAGAUACUGCGAGCUUUGUUAUCAUCAUCAAUUAAAAUGGUCGAUUGUUUCGUUGAAAACGGGGCUUCAAAUUCACUGCCACUAGACGGGAAUCCGUGUCGAACAGUAUUGCAUUCCUUAAUACAAAAGAGUGGUGCUUAUUGAAGCAAUUAAAUUAUUUGGAUCAUUAUGAACUGUUUUCUCAUUAACUGCAGAAGCGAUCGUUUUUGUAAUGAAUGACCCAAGACUGAAGUAUUUAAUUAAAGACCUUCGUCAAACACUCCUUACCUACCUUUGAUCUCAUUCCGAAAAUCGAUGUUUGCAAUAUCGCACUUGUUUUUAUUUUUAGUCGCAUUGUCUAGCUUGCGAUGUGCCAAACAAAUCUCGUCACGGAAAUUAAAAUACGCCCAAAAAUUGCUUUGAUCCUAACAAAUUUGGCGAAACGUGGCGACUGAUUAAUGAAACUGCUAAUAAAAAUCUACUGUUCUACACCUAAUCCUCUAUAAGGAGAUUAAUAUUGUACCUAUGAAAAAUUAACGUGCCAGAAUGCAUUUAAUGUGUAUAAUAUUCUGGAUUGAUGUGAUGUCUUCUUGUAACUUUUGUAGACCCCAACCAAUCUCUAAAAUAGCGUACUCGUUAUGUAACAAUAGGUAAUAGAUGAUAGGACAUUUGGGUGCCCGGUAGAGACAUCCGUUUACAAGAAUCGUCUAAAACACCAAUUUGUUAAUCGAUUGUUUCUCGUAGAUUUAGAUUUUUUACUUUCUUUCUAACAUUAUCUGUGUCAAAAUGACAACAUUAGUAAUAGCUUUAAGAAACGUACUUAUAGGCUAGUUAUUUUGUAAGACUUUUUUCUAGUUUUCUAUCAUUUCGCCUACGUAGAAAACGAUAGCUGUAUGUCUUGUUGUAGCACGAUAGGGUUCCACUUCGUUACUUGACGGUGUUUUGCUAAGUCCCUCAUGAAGUUCGUUAUUUCCUCGGUAAAGUACAAAUUUAUUUAAAUGAACAGACACGCUUAAAGUACACCCCUUGUUUCGCCUAUGGACUUGUCAAUGUAUUACUAACGCAAAGAAGAUGGUUGUUUAUAUGUGAUGAUGUAUGUGUAAAAAUAUAUUUAAGAGAUAAAUAUUCCAUGUUAAAAUAUUACAGGGUUUGUUGACGCUUUCUUUUUCGUUUCGUUUUUAAAUGUUUUAACUAUAAUGUGCUUAAGUAAGCUGAUGAGGUUUUUUUACAUAAUCAUUAACGUUACGAAUUUAUCGUGAAAUAUCAAAUUAAAAGUAAUAUCGCCCUGUUGAAUAUCAUAUUAAUAUUGUUAUAAGGGAACAAUAAUAUUUAUUCAAGAAUUAUAACAAGAUUUUAUUUUGUAUAUUGUCGCAUAUAAUUAUGCAAAACUAUAUAAUAUACUGUAUAUGUGUACAAUAAUGUUGCUUUGUUAAUA
Molecule: messenger RNA, 2552 nt
Organism: Tribolium castaneum (red flour beetle)
Lineage: Eukaryota; Metazoa; Arthropoda; Insecta; Coleoptera; Tenebrionidae
Exons: 6
Coding region: 158-889 (243 amino acids)
Source: RefSeq, a predicted model, not a curated record